Molecule: messenger RNA, 805 nt
Organism: Impatiens glandulifera
Lineage: Eukaryota; Viridiplantae; Streptophyta; Magnoliopsida; Ericales; Balsaminaceae
Product: cyclin-dependent kinase inhibitor 3-like
Exons: 3
Coding region: 47-658 (203 amino acids)
Biological process (GO): negative regulation of cyclin-dependent protein serine/threonine kinase activity
Cellular component (GO): nucleus
Molecular function (GO): cyclin-dependent protein serine/threonine kinase inhibitor activity
Source: RefSeq, a predicted model, not a curated record
UACAAACAUAUGAGGUAAAAACAGAGUCUUUGUUAGCUAGAGAAAGAUGGGAAAGUACAUGAGGAAAACCAAUAUCUCCGGCGACACGGCGGUGACCCAGCCUUCAUUUGGUGUCCGAACCAGGGCCAAAACCCUAGCCUUACAAAAACUACAAUCAGCUUCCGAAUCCACCUAUCUUCAGCUCCGAAGCCGAAGACUCGAAAAACUUCUUCCAUCUGUGGUUGAAUCAAAGAAACUGCAGCCGAGAAAGCACCACCAUGUUAAAUAUGUUGAUUCUGGUAAUAGUCCAAGUCCUAAUUCAAGAAGUGGUUCAAGGCUAAGAUCCAUUGAGGUCAAUUCCGUUUCUGUAGGUAAAGAGGAAGCAAUUGAUGGUUUUAUUAUGGGGAGAGUAUGGAAUGAAGAUGAAACAGAGGAGAAAAUUGAAUUUGAAAGGAAUAUUAGGGAAAGAACACCUUGUAGCUUGAAUCAGGGAUCAAAUACAGCAGCAGGAACACCUAAUUUCACCAUAACAACAUGGGAAAUGGAGCAGUUCUUUUCUUGCACAGAACAGUUGGAGCAAAAGAUUUUUACUGAAAAGUACAACUAUGACUUUGUUAAUGACUUGCCCCUGCCUGGACGAUAUGAAUGGGUUGAGAAUGGAUCUACCCUCAUCAAUUGAUCACUUUUAAGAAAGAUUAUGCAGAAGAAUUAACAUGAUGGCACCAUUAAUGUACUAGUUUCAUUUUGCUAGUUUUGUCCAUAACUGUAGGUAACUGAUAUGAUGAAUUACUAAGUAUGUUUUUAGUAGUAGUUUAUGUUCCUUUUA